ACCUGCCCAGCGGCUGCUGCAGCCUGCUACGGCGCCAGGGUUCUCGGGGCAAGGCAGACUAGCAAUUCCAGCUUCUGCCGUGGCGUGGAAGGAGGUGGAGGGGGUGGAGGUGGCUUCAGCGGUGGCAACGCUGCCAGAAGCCUCCGGAAUUAAAAGUGAGAGCGACUGGGGACCCUGCUGUGGCGGGCAGCCUUCAGGGAGCUCGCCAGCCCCGGGGAGCUGCCGCUAUGGUGUCCCAGGUGCUUCAGUUGCUCCGGCAGGGAGUAUGGGCUGCGCUCACCGGAGGCUGGUACCACGACCCAGAGCAGAGCAAGUUCACAAACAGUUGCCACCUCUACCUGUGGCUGUUCCUGCUACUGCUGCCCCUGGCCCUACACCUUGCUUUUCCUCCAAAUGCCACCACUGUAUUUUUUUACUGUAUUUCAGUAACUGUAUUCUUCACAGUAAUUAAAUUGGUUAGUUACCGUUUACACCUCAUGUUUGAUAAAGGAGAAGUAAUUCAGCAGAAGCCCUCCAAAAAGAAAGAAAAACCAAAUAAAGGCAAAGAAGUCAACAGUGAAUGCAUAACUAAUCACAAAAAUACAAGCAAUAAUGGGAAGAGUAAUAACAGCAAAAAGGAAGAGGCCAAUCAAAAUCUCUCUACACCUCCAGUCCAAUCCAGUUCCAGAGGGCAAAGUGUACAUUCUCAUCGUUCUUCUGGACUACUGGAAUUACCAGAACAGGAAACAGUGGAAGAUCUCAAAGAUGUCAUUCUGUCAGAUGACCAGCCUGUAGCACCAGUGUCAACUACCUCACCUGGUAUCAAAACAGAAAGCUUACCUGUUUCUAAAGUAUGUAUGCCAGAAACCAUAACCACAUCUACAAUACCAAUAAAACCAUGUUUGACAGCAACUAUAGUCAAAGGAAAGGAACAAGAAGGCAAAGGGAAGCCACCUUUCCGCCAUAGAUCAGAGGGUGGCUUAGUAGACAGAGAAGUCUUGAAGAAACUGCCAUAUUUGUCUUUGUCUCAGUAUGACUUGCUAGAAACAGAUGUUUCUCUACAGCCUUGGGGGAGUGAGAACUCAGUACUGAUUCCAGAACCUGUGAAUUAUGCCCAGGACUCCAUGAGGCAACAGUUACAAAGCAAGUCACCACUAGACAGCCUGAGCAGCAGCUGCCCUCAGUGUAACACCAUUAUUGCCAAACCUGUGAACGAGUUGGUGAAUGCUUCCCAGCAGGUGGACACCUCCUUGAAUCAAGAAGUUGACUACUCAGAUAGUGAGGUAGCGGUUACUCUUAUCGAUACUUCUCAGCCUGGAGACCCUCUGAGUUUGCAUGAACCUAUUAAAAUUGUUAUCACAAUGAGCAGUAGCCCAAACUCCAUGACAGAUUUGGAAAGCUCACUCCACUUUAAAGUGAUUGGCACUGAGAGAUCUGGUCUAAAGUCUGAUACUGAGCUAACCAAAUCAGGGAUGACCAUUCAGCAGAACAAUGAGCAGAUAAGAAUUCCUGUCAUCACCUUGGAGCUAUCUGAGGAUGAGAGAAGAGACAUCAGCUGUCCUGAAGGCAAUGGAAGUGAAAGGACUCCAGAGAGACUGAGGGUGGAGGCAUCCUCCAAUCAGUGUUCUGGUUAUGAAUCUGGGGAGGUAGGAAAUGCUCCAAAGAACAACAGCCUUUUGCAAAGAGACCACAGUGAAACAACACACCCACUCACAUCUACUGCAGUCUCUGAGUCUGAGGGAGGAAACGAAGGACAGACUAAUCUUGAUCCAUCAUCUUGUAAAACCAGUCAUGAAAAAAGACAUGCUCGUGUCCUUAGUGUAGAUAGUGGAACAGAUGUCUUCCUGAGCAAGAAUUCCACAGAAAUUAGUAAUGAUAAAGAAAAAAUAAUACCUACUUCCAAGUCUGACCUAGAAGCUAAGGAAGGACAAAUACCAAAUGAGUCCAACUUCUUGGAAUUUGUCUCCCUAUUAGAAUCAAUCAAUACUUCCAAGGUAGUGGUACCCAACCAAAAGAAUGGCUUAGUGGAACAGAACAAAGAAAAUGGAUCUCCCAGAGAUAACCAUUUCCAAGAAAAAAAGGAGGAAAUUCUGGAAAGUGAAAAACCCACUGGGCAAAAUUGCAAGCAAAGAAAACAAGACAUGCAAAGUCAUGACCAUACUAGUGUCAGCCCUGUACUCACUGAACCUGCCAAGAUCACCACACUUUUUCAGGGCAAUAGACAAAGACAAAUAAUCUACAGGGUAACUUCUCAACAAGAUAGUUCUGUCUUGCAAGUCAUCAGUGGGCCUGAAACAUCUGUGCAAGAUGAAAUAUCUGUGGAUGCUAUGCAUGUCUUCAUCGAUGACCAUGGGGAAAUUAGAUCCUGUUACUUGAAAUCUGGGAAUCAGAAAGAAGGCCCUUUGCAGCAACAGCCAUCAAAUUGUGACAGUUUGUUUAAUGCUAGAGAGAGGCAGAUAAGUUCCUCCAGCACCACAACUUCUGAGAGUCAAGAUCCUUCUUCUGGAGACCCUGCAGUCAGUGCCCUUCAACAACAACUGUUAUUAAUGGUGGCUCGAAGGACCCAGUCAGAAAUCCCAGGGCAUCUGAGUCAGGAUCUGGAAGAAUCAUCAUGUUCUUCAGCACAAGAAAAAUUUAACCGAGAGCAGUUUUACAAAUUUAUCAUUUUCCCUGGCAAGUGGAUUAAAGUCUGGUAUGAUCGUCUUACCUUGUUGACAUUACUUGAUCGAACCGAAAAUGUCAGAGAAAAUGUGCUAGCGGUUUUACUCAUUGUUCUGGUUUCCCUGCUUGGAUUUCUGACAUUGAACCGAGGCUUUUGCAAAGACAUGCAAGUGCUCCUCUUCUGCCUUGUUAUGGCCAGCUGCCAGUAUUCCCUGUUAAAGAGUAUUCAGCCUGACCCCGCUUCACCAAUUCAUGGUCACAACCAAAUCAUAACAUAUAGCAGACCAGUCUAUUUUUGUGUGCUGUGUGGCCUUAUUUUGCUUCUUGAUACAGGGGCCAAAGCCAGGCACCCUCCCACUUACAUUGUCUAUGGCCUGAAGCUCUUCUCUUCAGGGUCCCUCCAAUCAGCUAGGGAUCUAUUAAUAGCGUUUUUAUAUUGUUUCCCUGCAAUUUCCCUCCUUGGACUCUUCCCACAGAUCAACACUUUCUGCAUCUAUCUUUUAGAACAAAUUGAUAUGCUGUUUUUUGGAGGUUCUGCUGUUUCUGGGAUGACAUCAGCCAUUUACAGUGUAGCCCGGAGUAUGAUGACUGCUGCCCUGCUCCAUGUAUUCUGCUUCACUGCAGUGAAGGAACCAUGGAGCACACAGCACAUCCCAGCACUGUUUUCUGCCUUUUGUGGUCUCUUGGUUGCACUUUCCUAUCACCUGAGCAGGCAGAGCAGUGAUCCCUCGGUGCUUCUAUCUUUCAUUCAGUGCAGUUUGUUUCCUAAAGUUUUGCAUAAAGAUCUGGAAGAGCUGGCUGCAGACCCUCUCCCAAAGAAGAUGAAAGAUUCAGUGAAGGAUGUCUUAAAAUCGGAUCUCAUCAUCUGCUCAGUGGCUGCUGUUUUGUCAUUUGCAAUCAGUGCCAGCACUGUAUUCCUGUCCUUGCGACCAUUUCUCAGUAUCGUGCUGUUCACCCUGGCUGGCACUGUGGGAUUCAUAACCCAUUACAUGCUCCCUCAGCUCAGAAAGCACCACCCUUGGAUGUGGAUUUCACACCCUGUUCUUAAAAACAAAGAGUACCAACAACGAGAAGUGACAGGUGUUGCCCAUUUAAUGUGGUUUGAAAGACUCUAUGUUUGGCUUCAGUGCUUUGAAAAAUAUAUCUUGUACCCAGCAAUAAUUUUGAAUGCCCUUACUAUUGAUGCAUUCUCAAUAAGCAAUUACCGGAGACUUGGUACCCACUGGGAUAUAUUUCUGAUGAUCAUUGCUGGCAUGAAGCUGUUGAGAACCUCUUUCUGUAACCCUACUCAGCAGUUUAUUCACCUGACCUUCACUGUAAUGUUUUUUCACUUUGACUUCAAAGAUAUUUCAGAGAGUUUCUUACUGGAUUUCUUCGUGGUAUCCAUUUUAUUUAGUAAGAUCGGGGACCUGCUUCACAAGUUACAGUUCGUCAUGACAUAUGUGGCUCCUUGGCAGAUGGCUUGGGGUUCUUCUUUUCACGUGUUUGCUCAGCUUUUUGCAAUCCCUCAUUCUGCCAUGCUUUUCUUUCAGACGAUUGCCACAUCAAUCUUUUCUACCCCAUUGAGCCCUUUUCUUGGGAGUGUCAUUUUCAUCACAUCAUAUGUCAGGCCAGUGAAAUUCUGGGAGAAAAAUUACAAUACAAGGCGUGUGGAUAAUUCCAACACCAGGCUGGUGGUCCAAAUUGAAAAAGAUCCAGGAAAUGAUGACAACAAUCUCAAUUCCAUCUUUUAUGAACACCUGACAAGGGCCCUACAAGAGUCUCUUUGUGGAGAUUUGAUUCUUGGUCGAUGGGGUAACUACAGCUCUGGCGAUUGCUUUAUUUUGGCUUCAGAUUACCUCAAUGCUUUUGUUCAUCUAAUUGAAAUUGGCAAUGGCCUUGUCACAUUUCAACUUCGAGGAUUAGAAUUUCGAGGAACCUAUUGCCAGCAGAGAGAGGUGGAAGCCAUUAUGGAAGGUGAUGAGGAUGACAGGGGCUGCUGCUGCUGUAAACCAGGUCACUUGCCCCACCUGCUGUCCUGCAAUGCAGCAUUUAACCUCCGCUGGCUUACAUGGGAGAUCACACGGACACAGUACAUUCUGGAGGGCUACAGCAUCAUAGACAACAAUGCAGCUACUAUGCUGCAGAUUUUUGAUCUCCGAAGAAUUCUCAUCCGAUAUUAUAUCAAGAGUAUGAUAUACUAUAUGGUAGCAUCCCCCAAACUCUACUCCUGGGUCAAAAAUGAAUCACUUCUGAAGUCCUUGCAGCCCUUUGCCAAGUGGCAUUACAUUGAACGUGACCUUACAAUAUUCAAUAUUAACAUCGAUGAUGACUACGUUCCAUGUCUUCAAGGAAUAACACGAGCGAGUUACUGCAACGUUUAUCUAGAAUGGAUUCAAUACUGUGCACAGAAAAGACAAGAGCCUGCAAAGAACCUGGACAGUGAUGAGGACUCUAUUUUGGUGACUUUGUCCUUUGCUCUGUGCAUUCUGGGGAGGAGAGCGCUGGGAACUGCAGCUCACAAUAUGGCCAUCAGCCUGGAUUCUUUUCUGUAUGGCCUUCAUGCCCUCUUCAAAGGCGAUUUUAGAAUAACAGCACGAGAUGAGUGGGUCUUUGCUGAUAUGGACUUACUGCAUAAGGUUGUUGUUCCAGCUAUCAGGAUGUCCCUAAAGCUUCACCAGGACCAGUUCACUUGCCCUGAUGAGUAUGAAGACCCAGUAGUUCUCUAUGAGGCCAUCCAGUCCUUUGAAAAGAAAGUGGUCAUCUGCCAUGAGGGUGACCCAGCCUGGAGGGGAGCAGUACUCUCCAACAAGGAGGAGUUGCUCACUCUGCGGCAUGUGGUGGAUGAAGGCACAGACGAGUACAAGGUCAUCAUGCUCCACAGAAGUUUCUUAAGCUUCAAGGUGAUCAAGGUUAACAAAGAAUGUGUCCGAGGACUCUGGGCUGGACAACAGCAAGAGCUCAUAUUCCUUCGUAACCGCAACCCAGAGCGUGGUAGCAUCCAGAACAACAAGCAAGUCCUACGAAACUUGAUUAAUUCCUCCUGUGAUCAGCCCCUGGGAUACCCCAUGUAUGUCUCCCCCCUAACAACAUCCUAUCUAGGGACUCACAGGCAGCUGAAGAACGUCUGGUGUGGACCUGUCACUUUUGAUCGCAUUAGGAUAUGGUUUAGAAUGAAGUGGUUAAGAAUGCGCAAGGACUGUGAUGCAGGCCAGCAUAGUGCUGGCAACAUUGAAGACAUAGAUGAAGGGGGCACUCUGCCCAUGGGAAGCAAUAAUGGCCCCAGAGGUGAGAGCCAGGAAAGUAGCACUGAACAGCCCAGAAAAGAUGGGACCUACCACUAUGAAGGAACACAAAGGACAGGCAGGAAGAAAGGCAGGAGUCAGUCUGUUCAAGCACAUGGACCAUUAUGCCAAAGACCUCCCAUCUUGAGCUCAUCUGGUCCAAUCUUGGAAAGCCACCAGGCCUUUCUCCAGACAUCCACGUCGGUCCAUGAGUUAGCCCAGAGGCUUUCAGGCAGCCGGCUCUCCUUGCACACCUCAGAUGCAUCCCUUCACUCUCAACCCCCACCUGUUACUACCACAGGUCAUCUGAGCGUCCGUGAGCAGGCAGAGGCCUUGAUUAGGUCCAGCCUGGGCUCAUCCACCAGCUCUACCCUAAGCUUUCUUUUUGGCAAGAGGAGUUUCUCAAGUGCUCUCGUCAUUUCUGGACUUUCUGCUGCAGAGGGGGGCAACACCAGUGACACCCAGUCAUCCAGUAGUGUCAACAUCGUGAUGGGUCCCUCGGCCAGGGCCGCUAGCCAGGCCACACGGCAUUUCUCUGAGCCCUGUGAACCUACUGAAGCCACCAUCGAGCAGGAACACCUGCGUGACCACCGACUGACUGAAGCUAUGCCAGGGAAUGUGGGGGUGAUCUGCAGAAGAGCAAGCCAGGAGGACAUGGGUCUGGAUGACACAGCUUCCCAGCAAAGCGCCUCUGAUGAGCAGUGAGGGGGUUCAUAGCUGGGAAGGAGCAUCACACAGCCAGGGGAGAAAAGGGAACUUCCAGGCUCUGUCUAUCUUUUUCCUUGUGUUUGCUCCCCCCAAACUGAAAGAUCCAUGUGAGGACCUUCUUGUGGAAAAAAAAAAAAAAAAAAAAAGGAAAGAGAGAGAGAGAAAUGUAGAAAAACAGAACAACUUUAUCUCAGAUUCUUGAAAUACAAUCUCAAUUGGUGAAACAAUAAAUGGACAACACACUCCCUCCAUCCCCCUCAUGGGCCCUAGCUCUCUGCUCCUGAGUAGACCACAAGAUAUGUUGGCACUGAAAAUUCAAACAAAAGCCAUGUUAUAUCUUAAAACAACUAAGCAUAAGUAGAGCACACAGGUAACUCUUGCCCAGAUGAAAACAAGACAACUGCAUGUUAAAUAAUUGGCAUUUUAUACAUUACAUCUGCCAUAAAAUAAAAAAAGAACAUAAGCUGGUCAAUGCACUAAGGCUAAAUCUAAGUAUAAAGAAAAUCUUACUCUUUAUAAUAUUUAUGCAGAUAUUAAGUAAAAAAAAAGUGAAAGCUUCACUGCAAGAUACAUGGUACUGCAUGCAGCCAUGUCUGAAACAUUCUGUGGUCAUAAUUAACUGUGUAUUUAGAAAUAUAGUCCAGGUGAGUGUGGGAAGCCAGGUUGGAAUCACUUUACAUGGUGGAUGUGUACUGACAGCCAAAGCAACUGAACAUCUACAAGUUGGUCCCCCACCUCGCUAUGCUUGUUUUCCAAGCCAUGAAGUCCUUACUGUAUCACUUGCACACAGUUUUGUUUUUGGAAUUAAACAUGUUUAUAGUUA
Erinaceus europaeus (western European hedgehog) is the source of this 7434-nucleotide messenger RNA. RefSeq names its product pecanex 2 (gene PCNX2). The transcript has 34 exons. Lineage: Eukaryota; Metazoa; Chordata; Mammalia; Eulipotyphla; Erinaceidae. The record is from RefSeq and is a predicted model, not a curated record. Bases 228 to 6608 code for a protein of 2126 amino acids. Gene Ontology annotation, cellular component: membrane.